Molecule: messenger RNA, 423 nt
Organism: Mus pahari (shrew mouse)
Lineage: Eukaryota; Metazoa; Chordata; Mammalia; Rodentia; Muridae
Product: lymphocyte antigen 6L-like
Exons: 3
Coding region: 1-423 (140 amino acids)
Cellular component (GO): plasma membrane
Source: RefSeq, a predicted model, not a curated record
AUGACUGGGCUUCUCUUGGUGCUCUGUGUAUCACUGGUGUCUGUGGAGCUCAUCCGAGGCAUGUUUCUCUAUGAGGUACCAGCCGGAAACCUGACCUGCUUCCAGUGCUUCAAUGCGAGCCAGGACAGCGAGUGCAAGCCCAUAGUAUGCCAACCCAAUGAAAAAGUCUGUGUGAGCAGAGAGGUCCUCCAUUACUUGAGUACAAAGACACACACUGAGAUCAACAAGCGCUGUGCCACCAGUUGUCCUAAAUCAAGUGAUUUCAAUACGAUGUCAUUGAGCAGUAUUCAGGACAGAAUCGUCAGAAGAUGCUGUUCAUGGGAUCACUGCAACAGAGCAUCUGGGAGUUGGGAGGGGUUCUGGUCCUUACCAGGGAGGCUCCUCCUGUCAAUGGGUCUGGCCCUCUUUUGCACCCCGUUGUGA